Messenger RNA from Panonychus citri (citrus red mite), 495 nucleotides. RefSeq names its product TATA box-binding protein-like 2. Gene Ontology annotation, molecular function: general transcription initiation factor activity; DNA binding. The transcript has a single exon. Gene Ontology annotation, biological process: DNA-templated transcription initiation. The coding region runs from base 1 to 495 and encodes 164 amino acids. The record is from RefSeq and is a predicted model, not a curated record. Lineage: Eukaryota; Metazoa; Arthropoda; Arachnida; Trombidiformes; Tetranychidae.
AUGACCAAAUCAAUCUGGCCUGAUUAUCGGAUUGAUAAUAUAGUUUCAAUAUGGUCAAUUGGACCGAUAGACAUCAAAGUCGAUAAUACAAACCGAAAGAAAAAAUUCAACGCUCAAGUUAUAAGAACUGAUAAUGGUGUGCUGCUAGUUUUUGCAUCUGGAAAAAUCACAGCAACUGGAUUCAAAAGUCUACCUAUGACAAUUCUAACAUUAAUGGAAAUAUUUCCUGAUCGUGAAAUAUCAUUCAUCAGAAUAUCUAAUAUAACAGCAUCAAGUUAUAAUUCAGUAAGGUUCAAUACUGAAAAACUUAAACAAUUAUAUUGUAAAAAAGAUACAAGUUAUGAACCUGAAUUAUUCCCUCCAAUAUAUACAAAACUAAAUGGACUAACAAUCAUGUACUUCCAUACUGGAUCAAUCGUAAUUGUUGGCGCGAAAAGUGUCGAACAAAUUGAAACUGCGAUUGCGCAGUUCAUGGACAGAAUCAAAUCACUAUAA